CGAUUGCAAAUCUGUCAUCUGUCAAAUGUUCUAACAGAAGUUUUCAAAACAAAGUGAGAUUAAAUCUAAUUUUAACAAUGGAUAGCAAACUUUACGACACUAUUUUGCCAAAACAUAAAAUUUUUGAAGAUCUAAAAGAAAGCCUUCAAGAGAAUACAGGUGCCAAGUUGUAUAAUUUUAUGGAAUUAAGAGAUGAUGUUCUUUACAUUUGGAACUCUCUUGAAAAUUGCCUGUUUUGUCUGAAUCUGAAACAUUUGGAGGAGCAUCCUGAUGAUACACCGUACCAGCGCUUACAGCUUCUGUCGCCGCCAGAGUUCAGCGUGGAACGUAUGGUGGGCAGCGCGUGUGGUAGCCGGCUGUGCGUGUAUGGCGGACGUGGCGCCACGCUUGUCGAUCUGCCGGCACGUUGGGGACGCGCAGGACUCUUCGAUAAUGGCAACCAUACAGUAUUGUGCAAGAGUGUCUCCCUGGAUGAAAGGUUCCUGUUCUCCCAGGGUGAGGUCAGGCGUGUGCACUGGCACCCCAGCUCGCUCUCUCACAUCCUCGUACUCAUGUCUGAUAACAGCAUUAGAUUAUAUAAUAUAGCGUUAAAAUCUGGUCCGAAACUCAUCAAGUCCAUCCCAAUCGGUCUGAAGCCGUCCAGCCAACUGGCGGGGCGGACUAUCCUGGACAGCUUGGGAGAUACUGCCGUGGACUUCACUCCCCUGCCCAAUACUGAUUCCCUGCUCAUCCUGCGUGGCGACGGUGAAGUGUAUAUGGUGCAGUGUACUUUGGAUAGUAAAAGCCCCCUGCAGCCGAGGCUAUGGGGCCCGCUGCCUAUCUACCCUCCAGCAGAUGACAACUACGGCUCCGAGUCUUGUUCUAUCUGCGUGCUUGGCACCGGCGAUACCUUGCUUGUUGUCAUUGCCACUUGCUCCGCCACGCUUUACCACUGUCUGCUACUGCCUGCUCAAUCUGACGAUGUAAUUGACAGAAACGGAUACGCACUGUACGUGGUGGAGUCAGUAGAGUUGAACAUCAACGUGAGCGACGACGCGGAGUUCCCGCACUCCUAUCCGGUGCAUCUGUACCCGUGUACUAGCAACACGUACGCGUGCGUGCACGUGUGCGGCGUGCACACCGUGUCUCUGCCCAUACUGGAUAAACUGAAGGAAUACGUCGCUGCUGAUGAAGCGAGUGCGGAGAGGCUGGCGUGCGGCGUGUGCGCGCACAGCUCGGCGCAGCACGCCGUGCGCUGGCGGGGCGGCGCGGGCGGCGGGCGCGGCGCGGCGGCGGUGCGAGGCGCCCGCCCGCUGCUGCUGCUGCUGGCGCCCGGCGGCGCGCUGCUCACCAGGAGCCUGGAGCCCUAUGAGCUGGAGGAGAAGCUGUACCGCGAGAUCCAGCUGAGGAACACCAACCUGGAGCCCGACGACCUCAACAACCUGCUCAAAGAGAAGCAGAAAUUGUCGUUUGUGACGAUAAUUCAGGAGAUCCUGUCGAGGGAGGCUUCGCAGCCGCUGCUGCACCUCAGUAACACUGCAGCUGAUCAGCCAAGCCCUAAGGAAUGUCUGGAGCUAGUGACGCAAGCGACGAUCCUCCUCCGCAAGGAGUACAUGGGGCGGCAGGCGCGCGCCGCCAGCGCGCUCGCGCGCAAGUCCGCCGCGCUCGCAGCGCUCGCCAAGAACUUCGUCAUCUGGAGGAACAACAUCUCGGUGGAGAUGGAGAGCAUCGCGCAGCGCGGCCGCCGCCUGCAGCAGACGUGCGCGCUGGCGCAGCAGCAGCAGGAGGACCUCAAGCAAAGGUGCUCUGCGGUGUCGCGGCGGCUGCGCGCCGGCAGCGCGGCGUGCGGCGGCGAGCGCGCGCUGGCCGCCGAGCUGCAGCGCUACGGCCGCGCCGCCGCCGCGCUGCAGCAACAGAUACACGCGCUCGCCGCACACGCGCGCCACAGGGCCGACGAGCUGCGGCGCUGGCACGAGGAGUACAAGCAGAAGCAGACGGCGCUCGGCAAGACGCACAGCGACACCAUCUCCUCCGUGCUGCAGCAGCAAACUAGUCAAAUAUCAUCGCUGAUAGAAGAAACGAAACUUCUCAAGGAUCAGCUCAGUAUUGUGUAAAACAGCACUCUUUUGUAAUAUUUAAUUCAUGUGAAAUCAAUAAAAUAUGUCGAAAUUACAAAAAGACAUUACCACUGUUUAAUUCCAAAUAAAUUCAUACUCACGGUUCUUUAAAUUCGCUCAAUAAGAGAAAAAACAAUCAUUAAUUUUGCAUGUACUGUAAAGAACUUUGUUAUACUUAAAAGCUUGUUUGAAAUUUUUUGUACAAGUUAAGACGCGGAAAAAACUCAAUAGGAUGCAGUUUUUAAAUGAAUAAACAUUGGUUAAUUGCUUUUAUUCUAUCGUUUAAGUCUCAGCUAUCUAAAGAGACGGAGAUUGUAAGAAAAAACGCAAUUUUUCUGUAAUUGUAAUGCCGCGGAUUUUCCCAACUUGUC
Messenger RNA from Papilio polytes (common Mormon), 2467 nucleotides. It is a transcript of the gene mbo, whose product is annotated as nuclear pore complex protein Nup88. Gene Ontology annotation, biological process: ribosomal large subunit export from nucleus; ribosomal small subunit export from nucleus; protein import into nucleus. The transcript is spliced from 15 exons. Gene Ontology annotation, molecular function: structural constituent of nuclear pore; protein binding. Gene Ontology annotation, cellular component: nuclear pore. The record is from RefSeq and is a predicted model, not a curated record. Bases 78 to 2093 code for a protein of 671 amino acids. Lineage: Eukaryota; Metazoa; Arthropoda; Insecta; Lepidoptera; Papilionidae.